Plasmodium vinckei vinckei is the source of this 252-nucleotide messenger RNA. RefSeq names its product conserved Plasmodium protein, unknown function. NCBI's taxonomy places the organism in Eukaryota, Apicomplexa, Aconoidasida, Haemosporida, Plasmodiidae. Gene Ontology annotation, biological process: protein N-linked glycosylation. The record is from RefSeq and is a predicted model, not a curated record. Bases 1 to 252 code for a protein of 83 amino acids. The transcript has a single exon.
AUGGAUGCUGCGAUAAACACAAAUAUAUAUUUAGAACCUUAUAACAACUUAUUAGACAUAAAAUAUAUUCCUUAUGCAGUUUUUUUAUUUUCAAUACUUUCUUUUGUAAGUAUUAUUGCUUUGCUUGAUUAUAUGCAUCAAACAAAAAAAAUAAAAAAUCACAAAGUGGGUGUAUUGAUGUGUUUCAUAACCUCAGUUAAUUUAGGUCUUUCGAUUUUUUUUUUAUUGAUAUACUUUAAUAUAUGUUUGUGA